AUGCUACAUCCCAUCCCUCCUACACCAUCCCAAUCUCUCACAAUCGAUGGGCCAUUCAUGAUUGUCACAUCAGCGAGGCGAGUAACAGGCCGGGUCGGGACCUUGGCCAGCGGUUACAGCUUUACCCGCCUUCGAAGAUGUCGAACAAUUAGCUCCGAUGCCGCGUCUCCCGAUGACCGGCCAUCGCUCAAGAAGCGCCCGCAGUUCCGCGACUACUUCGUUACCUAUCUACCAUCAUCAUCACUACACCCGGACCCUCGGGGACCGACCUCUCCCUUUCACAAACUCCCUCGUUCAGCAUCUAUACCACAUACCGGCGAAACCCCGCACUCCCCGACCUCGUUCCAGCAACUGGUGGGACGAGAAACGACCGUGGUUCGAAUCCCGUUGCGAAGCGCGAAGCACCAUUACGGUGCCGUCACUGCCCGCGGUACCCGACCGGCCAACGAAGAUACAUAUCAAGCCGGCGUCAUUGAUGUACCUGCAUUUGCGAAACGUCCUCCAGCAUCCCUGACUAUCAAGCGCUCCCAAAGUCCCGCACGCGAGUCCCGCGGGGCGCAGACCGCCACGGGCGACCCUCAAGUCUUCUACUUUGGCAUCUUCGACGGCCAUGGCGGGUCGGAGUGCAGUACAUUUUUAAAAGAAAACCUUCACGAAUAUAUACAAGACACCGCCGCGGAAUUCGAAGUGAGCUCGAUCCUUCGAAGCAAACAGUUGCAGAUAGGCGGGGCCGAUUCGUUGCCGGUUUUACAGGCGGGAAAUCGCCAGCGCAUCGGAGACCUUGAGAAGAAUCUUGUACAGAAUUGGAGACGCUUAGUUGGUGGCUACUUUAAGCGAUUCAAGCCAGCAACCUUUUCCUACUAUGGAUCCGAAAGCGACGUGGACGCGGAGACUGCGCCCGACGGGAAAGUCUCCAUUGAGGAAAUCUUAGAAUUUGCAUUUUUGCGUGCCGAUCUCGACUUCGUGAAAGCGCAAGCUGCCAAGCGAGAUGACGAUCUUGUUCUAGCUGAAAAGCCUCUGAACGAGGACGAGAUUCUCCACAGCCCGAGCUUGACAAGAACUCCCAAGAUUGGCGGCCGCUCGCGAUUUAAGGGCGGUAGUACUGGAACUACUGCCAUGAUCUCGACACCCUCGCCAACUCCCUUUUGGCAUCCCGCUGCCCCGUCGAGUCUCAUUGUCUCCCAUGUUGGCGACACAAGAGCCUUACUGUGUUCGACCGACACCGGCGAAGCUAUACCUGUUACUUCCAACCACCACCCAUCGUCACCUAUCGAGGCGGCACGACUCCGCCGCUAUGCUACGACCUUUGUCACCGAUUCCUUCGGCGAAGAGCGCAUGAGUGGACUCGCAAAUACACGCGCAUUUGGAGAUGUCCAGUCGAAGCGUAUUGGCGUAUCCGCCGAGCCAGAGAUCAAUCGGGUCGAGAUGGGCGCCGCUGAAUUCUCGUUCCUGGUCAUGAUGUCGGAUGGUGUUAGCGGCACACUCCUGGAUCAAGAGAUCGUGGAUAUCAUCAAAGAGGCCAAGACCCCCGAGCAAGGUGCCCGUGACGUGGUGGGUUUCGCUAGUGAGGUCAGUCGGGAUGGAGACAAUGCCACUUGUCUUGUUGUUCGGCUUGGCGGGUGGGAACGGCGACAAGAGGGGGGGCGUGGGAAGCUUGGGAACGAAGGAGUCUCGCGAGUGGCGACGUCAGGAUGCCACUGA
Messenger RNA from Penicillium manginii, 1701 nucleotides. RefSeq names its product type 2C protein phosphatase PTC6 (gene ptcA). The transcript is spliced from 2 exons. Gene Ontology annotation, molecular function: protein serine/threonine phosphatase activity; cation binding. Lineage: Eukaryota; Fungi; Ascomycota; Eurotiomycetes; Eurotiales; Aspergillaceae. Bases 1 to 1701 code for a protein of 566 amino acids. Gene Ontology annotation, biological process: protein dephosphorylation. The record is from RefSeq and is a predicted model, not a curated record.